Scheffersomyces amazonensis is the source of this 1223-nucleotide messenger RNA. RefSeq names its product Sod3p (gene SOD3). The transcript has a single exon. The coding region runs from base 336 to 953 and encodes 205 amino acids. The record is from RefSeq and is a predicted model, not a curated record. Gene Ontology annotation, cellular component: mitochondrion. Lineage: Eukaryota; Fungi; Ascomycota; Pichiomycetes; Serinales; Debaryomycetaceae. Gene Ontology annotation, biological process: superoxide metabolic process. Gene Ontology annotation, molecular function: metal ion binding; superoxide dismutase activity.
UGAAGUAUAUUUUAUAUUGAAGGCUUACUGGCUUAAUUGAUCCACAAUCGUGGAUAAGUAUUUUGUUUUCAACUAGUGUGGUGGCGUAGGAUUUCGCUACCAUGUGCCAGUGAGCAAAUAUAUUGAGCAAAAUAGAUUUCUUAGGAAAGUAUAACUAUUGAGGUAAUGAAAAAACAAUGGCUUUUAUUGGUCAAGUUAAGGACCAAAAUUGUAUCCUAGGGGGUAUUUAAGGAUCCUCGACUGUGUAAAUUUGAACUAUAAAUACUUGUACUCGAUAGUAUCCAUCUUUAUUUAUAAAACCUUCCUCUGCAAGCUAUUCUAUCUAAGGUAUAAAUAUGUCAAACAUUGUUAAAAUUGAAUUACCAAAGCUCGACUGGGGAUUUGAUGAAUUAGAACCAUAUAUUUCUAAGGAAAUCAAUGAGAUUCACUAUAAGAAGCAUCAUCAAACAUAUGUCACUUCUUUCAAUGCUGCUGUGGAUGAUCUCGCAAAAGCAAACUCUGUAGGAGACGUUAAGCGUGCUAUUCAACUUCAAGAAAACGUCAAAUUUCAUGGUGGUGGACACACUAACCAUGUGUUAUUUUGGAAAAGUUUAUCACCUGUUCAGAAAUUUGGAGGCAAAGUUCCAGCUAAAGAUUCUCCAUUGGGUAAACAGAUUAUUGAACAAUAUGGUAGUGUUGAAAGACUCGUUGAAAUUACCAAUGCAAAAUUGGCAACUAUUCAGGGUUCGGGUUGGGCAUUCAUAGUUUAUAAUAAAGAAAAUGGGAAUAAAUUAGAUGUUGUUACCCGUCCUAAUCAAGAUACAAUUCUUGAGCCAUUGGUACCUUUAGUGGCCAUUGAUGCUUGGGAACAUGCUUAUUAUUUACAAUAUCAGAAUGUCAAAGUUGAUUAUUUUAAAGCUAUUUGGAAUGUAAUCAACUGGAAUGAAGCUGAAAAAAGAUAUAUAACUGAAUAACUAUAUAAGCUCUAAUAUAUGACUAUUAUUUCUUUUCAUAAAAGGUACGCAAGUACUUGCUAUUUUGAAUUCUUCUGACUUAGGAGUGGAGAGGACUGAUUACGAAAGUUAAUCAAGCUAUCCAGUGUGGAUAUAAAAAUUUCCGGGUAGGGUUAUAUAUAUACAAGACACCUCAACCGAUUCAUAUGAUAAAUCAGUUUAAGUAACUAGCAAUCAUAAUAAAAUAUAUAAAAAUAAUACUGCAACAUCAACUAUAUUGACUGAACUUAA